AUGGCCACUUUGGCAACAAAACUUCCCUCGGAUGCCUUUUGGCCCUCUGGCGCUGUGGAAUCCGAUGUGCGCCAGUCUUUUCCCACCACCCUCUCCAGCGAUACCUCUUCCACCAUCAUAUCGCCCUUGACGCUGCCUCGAGGUGCUGCCGGUUACUUCGACCAGAGGAUACACGGCAACCCAAAAGCACACGUCUAUUCACCGCUGUCGCCAGGUGUUCGAGGUCCUGGUCCACACCAGCAGUCGUUCCUGUCACCGCACAUCUUGAACGACCAGUACCGAUCCAGCAGCGUCCCACCACAGGCGCGACAGAGCACAGCAUCGCCAGCUGGCCAAGAAAACAACCCCCGGUCCAGCCAGGAUUCCACCGGCGGCUCCAUCCAUGGACUGAGCUUCAACGGCCCCGGUGGCCACCCGCGCUCCCUUUCAGAUUCCAACAGCAGUGCCUCUCAAGCCUCCCUGAUUCGACGACUCCUCACCCAGAACGGACGGAUACGAGAGGCUUGGGAAGCUGAGCGAAAGUAUAUGGAGGCCAACCGCGAACGCGCAGAGGAGGUCUACAAGGAGGAGCGCGCAUUGAUGGAGGAGGAGCGCGCCGAGUGGGAAACUGAGAGGGCGCUCCUCCUCAAGCAAAUCGAACACCUGCAGAAUCAGCUUUUGGGCGGUGCUGGCAACAUGCUCUCGCCACGAAACGGCAACGUCCUGUCGGACCAAGGCUCUUUCUCGUCAGCGAGUGGCUUGCGUGGAGGCGCGGCUUGGGAAGCAUCACCAGAGAGCAUGAAGAGCUCCCACUCGUCUCAAAGCAACGGUCCCGCUGCCCCCAAGAACCUUGCAGUUUUCCACCCGGCAAGCUUGGGUGGAUCGCCAGGCCCGGCACUGAAGCACAGCUCUCUUCCCCAGCUCCGAACGGCAUCGAAUGUUCUGGAACCCCUCCCCGAGAGAAUUUCCAUUGGACAUAUCCCAAGCUCCGGCCUUUCGCCCAUCUCAGCCACAGCAUCCGAAACCGACGGCAGCACCCCUGUGCCGGUUGUCGACAUCCAGGAGAUCAUCCCAGAGCUGGAGGGAAUUCCGCUCAAGGCGCCUGCCAUUCAGAAGCCCACCUUCACAGAUGGUCCAUCGGUCGAAGGUUCGAAUGCGUCUAGCCGGUCUUCUUCCCCACAAAACUCAUCAGACGAAGCCAAAGCACCACGCGCGGCCAAGGUUGAGACGUUGCAGGUCUUGGCGGCCCAUGAGUCGGCCCGUCUGACGAUGCACGCCGGCCACACUCCCAGUCACUCCCUGUCGCUUCUGACCACUGUUGCAUCAUCCGGGGCUGCGACCGCUACAAGCAGCGGCGAAAGCACGCCGACCAUUCAGCAGGGUGACGGUGCGUUCGGCCAGGCUGAAGCGGCGGUGCAGGUGGAACAGCAUGCUAUCGAGAUCGCACAGCAGCUCACCGAUGCCGACUCGGCAGAUGACCACCCCGAGCAGGUUUAUGAGCCCAGCGAGGGUGACGUCCGUCUAAAAGGCCCGUUGAUGGUGCGCAACAUGCCUGCCCACGACGAGAUAUUUUUUCGCAGAUUGUCCGACAAGCUGGAGGAGGUAGCUCAGGACCGCGAGGCUUCCCUGCCGGCUGUGCUCAAGGAUGCUGACUCGUCCGAGGAGGCCGAGGCCCAGGCCGACGCCUCCGUGUCUGAGACAUCCGAUGCCUCUAGCACCACCGAGAAAGACAACAGCAGCACCAAGAGCGGUGACGACGAAGAGGACUUUGAGAUCCCGCUCAAGAUCAAGAAGAGCAACAAUUUUGGAGCCCCGUUUGGGUCGUCUCGGUGGUAG
Molecule: messenger RNA, 1815 nt
Organism: Podospora pseudocomata
Lineage: Eukaryota; Fungi; Ascomycota; Sordariomycetes; Sordariales; Podosporaceae
Exons: 1
Coding region: 1-1815 (604 amino acids)
Source: RefSeq, a predicted model, not a curated record